Molecule: messenger RNA, 2922 nt
Organism: Brachypodium distachyon (stiff brome)
Lineage: Eukaryota; Viridiplantae; Streptophyta; Magnoliopsida; Poales; Poaceae
Product: probable helicase CHR10
Exons: 17
Coding region: 69-2729 (886 amino acids)
Biological process (GO): chromatin remodeling; DNA repair
Molecular function (GO): DNA helicase activity; ATP binding; ATP-dependent chromatin remodeler activity
Source: RefSeq, a predicted model, not a curated record
AAAUUCCCCACUUCGAUUUUCCCUUUUUCCUUCCUUCCUUCCUUCCGCGAGUUCCCGCGCCUCCCCCAAUGCCGACGACCGCCUACGAGCGCCGCCUGCUCGCCGCCGCCGACCUCGUCCUCGCCUCGGACCAUCACUCCCCGCUUCCCCGCCGCUCCUCCGCCGACCUCGGGGUCACGGUCCAACUCAAGCCGCACCAGCUCGACGGCGUCCACUGGCUCAUCCGCCGCUACCACCUCGGCGUCAACGUCCUGCUCGGCGAUGAGAUGGGACUUGGGAAGACCCUACAGGCAAUUUCUCUGUUGAGCUACCUCAAGAUCCAAUCCAUCACACCUGGACCAUUUCUGGUAUUAUGCCCUCUAAGUGUGACACAUGGAUGGUCAUCGGAAUUCGCUAGAUUUUGCCCUACGUUGAAAGUUAUCCAGUAUGCCGGUGACAAGGCGCAUCGUCGUGAUCUACGGAGAAUUAUGCAUGAAGGUGUCCAGAAAUCUUCAGCAUCAUCUAAUUCGAAUGAAUUACCAUUUGAUGUGAUGCUGACAAGCUAUGACAUAGCCUUAAUGGAUCAAGAUUUCCUUUCACAAAUUCCCUGGCUCUAUGUGGUUAUUGAUGAGGCCCAGCGUCUUAAAAAUCCAUCCAGUCUACUGUAUAAUGUGCUUAAAGAACAUUUUAUCAUGCCAAGGCGCCUACUACUAACAGGCACACCUAUCCAGAACAACCUUUCUGAACUAUGGGCGUUGAUGCACUUCUGCAUGCCUUCAGUUUUCGGCUCUCUGGAUGAAUUUCUUUCUACUUUCAAGGAAGCAGGGAAUCUGCUGGCAGGUAGUGAAGCUAAUAAAGCAAAUGGACACUUCAAGAACAUUAAACAUAUACUCAGAGCAUUUAUGCUGCGGCGAACAAAAGCUUUACUAACUCAGAGUGGAAUCCUUGAGCUUCCUCCAUUAACUGAGCUGACAGUGAUGGUACCUAUGGCACCCUUACAGAAGAAGCUAUACUUGUCAGUGUUGAGAAAAGAGCUGCAAACUCUUCUUUCAUUUAGUGGUGGAUCUUCUCGUCAUCAAUCUCUGCAAAACAUUGUAAUUCAACUUCGGAAAGCUUGCAGUCAUCCAUAUCUAUUCAGUGGCAUUGAGCCCGAGCCUUAUGAAGAAGGGGAGCAUUUAGUUCAGGCCAGUGGGAAGCUCAUUGUGCUAGAUCUCAUUCUUAAGAAGCUACACAGGUUAGGUCAUCGUGUACUGCUGUUUGCUCAGAUGACUCAUACACUGGACAUUCUCCAGGACUUCCUAGAACUGCGUAAUUACACGUACGAGCGUCUGGAUGGUUCAGUACGUGCUGAGGAACGGUUUGCGGCAAUUAGAAAAUUCAGCUCUCAACCUACCAAAGGUGUUGCGAGAGAUGACGAUAAUCCAAGUGGAGCUUUUGUUUUCAUGAUAUCAACUAGAGCAGGGGGUGUUGGGCUUAAUCUCAUUGGUGCUGAUACUGUUAUUUUUUACGAACAAGAUUGGAAUCCUCAAGCUGACAAACAGGCUUUGCAGCGUGCUCACCGCAUUGGGCAGCUAAACCAUGUAUUGUCAAUAAAUUUGGUAUCACAGCGCACAAUUGAAGAGGUCAUCAUGCGAAGAGCGGAGAGAAAACUUAAGCUUAGCCACAAUAUUUUUGGGGAUGAGGAUACAACUGAUGGGAAAGGGGAAGAUCUGCGAAAUGAAGCUAGUGACAUGCGCUCGAUUAUAUUUGGCUUACACCAAUUUGACCCUGCAGAUACAGCCACAGAAACAAUGAAUGAGGAGACACUCGCAAAGUUGGAAUCAAUGUCAGAAAAUGUUAUCAAGAUGCGUGCUCAUGAACCUUCAGAAAAGGAUGACCGAGCAUUUGAAAUCAAUCCAAAUUUGACUGACAGCAGUGCAGCUGUGAUUACGAGAACUUGCGAUUCUAUUAACAUUGAUCCUGGGAUUAAUGAAGCUGCAUAUCUAUCCUGGGUGGGAAAGUUUAAAGAGGCUUCACAUUCUAUUGAAAAUGUCACAGUUGAGCAAGAAAGACAAAGAUCGGCACCUGAAGAAAAGGUCUUGAAACGUGAAGCUAAUAAGAAAAAAGCUGAAGAGAAGAGAUUAGCAAAGUGGAAAACUUCAGGGUAUGAGACAUUAACGGUCAAAGAUCCUGAUGACAUACCAAAUCAGAAUAUUUCAGACUCAGGAUCUGUCCAGCUUGUUUACGGAGAUUGUACUAAUCCAUCAAAAGUUUGCCCUGGAAAGCCUGCCAUUAUAUUCAGUUGUGUAGAUAAUUCUGGGACAUGGGGACAUGGAGGAAUGUUUGAUGCUUUGGCCAGUCUCUCGACAUGCAUUCCAGAUGCUUAUCAUCGUGCUUGUGAAUUUGACGAUCUUCAUCUGGGGGAUCUUCACUUGAUUCAGCUAGAUGAAGCCAACUGUAGCCGAAGUUUGGAUGCACCUCUGUGCGUGGCACUAGCUGUUGUGCAGUCCUAUAGUCGGAAGCGUAAAAUUCCAAGAAGUGGAAUUUCAAUACCUGAUUUGGAGCUGUGUUUAUCGAAGGCUGCCUUCUCAGCUGCUCAGCGUUCUGCGAGUAUCCACAUGCCCCGGAUCGGUCAGCAAAGUGGCUCCCAACGAUCAGAGUGGUAUACCAUCGAGCGACUUCUCAGGAAGUACUCGUCGCUCCACGGCAUCGACAUUUUCGUGUACUACUUCCGGCGAUCGCCCAGCAGGGAACAGGCAGAUUCAGAUUGAUCCAAUGGGCACUCUAAUUAAGGAGUGAGGACCCUAACCGGGUCAGUAGAAGAAGCAAGUAGUAGCAGUAUGUUAUGUUAUGUGGCAUCUAAACGAUCAUAACGCGUUGGGCACAAACAUGCUGCCUGAAAGCAUUCAAAACUUAUAGAGUAGCCCACAAAGUUAAAAUACCAGACGCCAAGGCUACUACUUA